GUGCCUAUACCAAUACUUAAAAAUUGAAUAUACACUCAAAUUUAUUGAAUUCUUCAAACUCCAAGCCCCAGAAUCUUUUCCAUCAUUUCAGCAUGUUUUUGAGUAUUUCACGGAGAGAACACCCCGGUCUCAUUUUGAGCUUCGUGAGACUUCACUUGUCUGGAAUUAUAAAUACGCAGGUGCCUAAUUUUAUUUUUGAUUCCCUUUAGACCUUAUUUUUUAUAUGAUUUUUCUAAUUAUGCUUUUCUGCUGAGAAUGCUAUUGUAGAUGUGGAGUUCGGAAGGCUUCAAGCUAGAGAUAUGUUACAGCAUCUUUUGACAGGCCCUAUCUCAAAUGCUGCUGUGGAUGUUGUCCAAGGUCGCCGAUCAGUUGAAGUCCGAGCAGUUGGCGUCACCAAGGGCGCAGCGAUUGAUCGUAUACUGGGGGAAAUAGUCCAUAACAAAGAUGUGAAGGCACCCAUUGAUUAUGUCUUGUGUAUUGGGCACUUUCUGCCGAAGGAUGAAGACAUCUACACAUUUUUUGAGCCAGAGCUUCCUACUGGACCAGUGGCUGCAGCAAGAGUAAAGGUAGCCAAUCCUGUCAAUCGAGCUGCUUCAAAUGGUUCAACAAGGAAAAGUGCGUUCAGGGCGAUUCGUAGUAAGGGCCCUCAGAUAUUUCCUGCCUCAGAGAAGCGAACAAGCAAUAAUGGAAACGGGAAUUGUUGCUCUAUAAUGCGUGAUAGAAUGACAGUACACGAGGGUUCAUCUGUUCUUGAUCUUAAGGGCGAUAACUACUUCUCUUGUGCUGUUGGAAGGAAGCGAUCAAGUGCCCGGUAUCUUCUUGGAUCAUCAGCUGAUGUAGUAUCACUGUUGAAGGAGCUGGCAGAGUCAUCACCACCAGGAUGAUCAUACUUUUUCUUUUGCCUGAUGCAAUGCUAUCAGUUGGAUGGUUGAGAUCCUAGAGGACUUAGAAGGCAUGGCAUGGUGUUUUUAUGCAAAUUAGCUGCUUUCUUUUUAGAGGUAAAUCUCAACCGCUUUUCCCAAAAAUUUGGAUUUUUUUCCUGGGUUUGGCUAUGUUGCCUAUCGUGUAUUUACAAUAAAAUUGGUAAUAAUACCAUUUGAAAAUAGUAAUAAUACCAAUAGUUGAUUAUUCUUC
This is a messenger RNA of Ilex paraguariensis (yerba mate), 1134 nucleotides long. NCBI's taxonomy places the organism in Eukaryota, Viridiplantae, Streptophyta, Magnoliopsida, Aquifoliales, Aquifoliaceae. The record is from the annotation of a GenBank genome assembly.